GGUUUCAGUUGCUAACAAACCUUGCUAAGGAGCGGAUCUCUAGUGCUCAAAGUUUUUUUUAUUUGAGUUCUUAUCGUCUAGAGAAAUCUAUUUACCCUACAAAGAUGCUGUUGGUUCUUUUACCAUUGAUGAGCUGCUUGCUGGCUGUCCAAGCUGGUUCGCUGGAGGAGGUGUUCAGAACUCAUCAGGUGGUUCCCGAUGUCAUUUCCGAGCCGCCAAACCAGUUGUUAAAGGUCACGUACAGCAACGGCCUGGUGGCCAAGGAUGGAGUGGAGCUCACACCCACUCAGGUUAAGGACCAACCGACUGUGGAGUGGGAUGCCCAGCCAGGCGAGUUCUACACCCUCAUCAUGACUGACCCCGAUGCACCCAGUCGGACGGAGCCCACGUUCCGCGAGUUUAAGCACUGGGUGCUGGUCAAUAUCGCCGGUAAUGAUUUGGCCAGCGGUGAGCCGAUCGCCGAGUACGUUGGCUCCGGUCCUCCCCAGGGAACGGGUCUGCAUCGCUACGUCUUCCUGCUGUACAAACAGUCCGGCAAACUUGAGUUCGACGAGGAGCGCGUAAGCAAUAAAUCCCGAAAGAAUCGGCCGAAAUUCAGUGCCUCCAAGUUCGCCACCAAACAUCAGCUGGGAAGUCCCAUCGCCGGAACUUUUUACCAAGCCCAGUACGAUGACUAUGUACCCAAAUUGCACAAGCAACUUUCGGCAAAUUAAAUGGUUUACUAGCCAUUUGCAGACUAUUAUAAAAUGUAAAACAAAUUAAAUAAAGUAUUUUUUUUAACCACAGAAAACAUACAAAACAGACAGAACAACAAUUAAAAUAAGAAAUUGUAUUUUUAAAGGCUUAGUAAAGGAACUUAAAAACCUUAUACCUUUUAACUACAGCUGUCUUUCCACUGCACAAAAUACUUUAAAACACAAAGUUUUCACAUGAUGGAUCUCCGCAAUUGGAAGUUCUCUACUAUAAAUACUAUUUUAUAUACCGAUACACACUUUUUAGGUUUAUCAGAUUUGUAUCUAGUAAUGAAUUUCAAUUAAAAACAUUUAAACAGUU
This is a messenger RNA of Drosophila elegans, 1053 nucleotides long. RefSeq names its product protein D3. NCBI's taxonomy places the organism in Eukaryota, Metazoa, Arthropoda, Insecta, Diptera, Drosophilidae. The coding region runs from base 105 to 713 and encodes 202 amino acids. The transcript has 2 exons. The record is from RefSeq and is a predicted model, not a curated record.